This is a messenger RNA of Varanus komodoensis (Komodo dragon), 4073 nucleotides long. It is a transcript of the gene RAB40C, whose product is annotated as RAB40C, member RAS oncogene family. Gene Ontology annotation, biological process: protein localization to plasma membrane; intracellular signal transduction. Gene Ontology annotation, molecular function: GTPase activity; GTP binding. Gene Ontology annotation, cellular component: plasma membrane; endosome; synaptic vesicle. The record is from RefSeq and is a predicted model, not a curated record. The transcript has 7 exons. The coding region runs from base 329 to 1186 and encodes 285 amino acids. NCBI's taxonomy places the organism in Eukaryota, Metazoa, Chordata, Lepidosauria, Squamata, Varanidae.
GGCGGGCGGCCCGGGUAGGGGGAGGCCUGUGGCGCUCCUCUGCUAGUCCCGGGCGCGGAGAGGAGGUGGCGUCCGCAGCAGCGGCAGCAGCGAAGCCGAAGGCGCAGGGCUUCGGGGGCUGAAGGGAGGAUCCCUGCAUAUUUUACAGACGAUUAUUCACAAAGGAUGGAGAGCCUGCUGUGAGAAGAAUCAUUUGUCUUUGCUUUGUGCCUGUGUUUGGAAGGACAUAGCUGUACUAAUUCUCCCAAGAUUGCCUCUGAAAGUUUGGACUCCUGUGUGUCUUCCAGUCUGGCUGUGUGUUUAGUAUGCGGAUUGCAACUCUUCACUAAUGAGAGGGAGAAUGGGAACCCAGGGCAGCCCUGUGAAGAGCUAUGAUUAUCUGCUCAAGUUCUUGUUGGUGGGAGACAGUGAUGUGGGCAAGGGAGAAAUCCUGGAGAGCCUUCAAGAUGGAGCAUCCGAAUCGCCUUAUGCCUACAGCAAUGGAAUUGACUAUAAGACUACAACAAUCCUAUUAGAUGGCAGAAGGGUGAAAUUGGAACUCUGGGAUACAUCUGGGCAAGGGAGGUUCUGCACCAUUUUCCGAUCCUACUCCAGAGGAGCUCAGGGAAUCCUCUUGGUAUACGAUAUCACCAAUCGCUGGUCUUUUGAUGGCAUAGACCGAUGGAUCAAGGAAAUAGAUGAGCAUGCCCCCGGCGUGCCCCGUAUCUUGGUGGGCAACCGGCUUCACCUGGCCUUCAAACGGCAAGUGCCAACGGAGCAGGCCCGGUCCUAUGCAGAGAAGAAUUGCAUGACGUUCUUUGAGGUCAGCCCAUUGUGCAACUUCAACGUGAUCGAGUCCUUCACGGAGCUGUCUCGUAUUGUGUUGAUGAGACACGGCAUGGAGAAGAUCUGGAGGCCCAACAGAGUGUUCAGCCUGCAAGACCUCUGCUGCCGCGCCAUUGUCUCCUGCACACCCGUCCACCUCAUAGACAAGCUGCCCCUGCCCGUCACCAUCAAGAGUCACUUGAAGUCUUUCUCCAUGGCUAAUGGCAUGAACGCAGUAAUGAUGCACGGCCGAUCGUACUCCGUGGCCAGCAGUGGGGGCGGCAGCAGCAGCAAAGGCAACAGCCUCAAGCGCCCCAAGUCGAUCCGUCCGCCACAGAGCCCACCGCAGAACUGCUCGCGGAACAACUGCAAGAUUUCUUAGCAAGUCAAUGGUGGGGCAUGGUGUCCUCCAGCUGCGCAUACCUGCACCUGCUCACUGAUGUACAGAUGUUUACACACACGUAACCCGUUCCUCUUGUCACUCUGACGACAUUGCCUGCAGGAUUGGCAAAGGGCUUGUGGGCCAGCACUGAGCUGGUGGGGUUCCAUGUGGCGAAGGCAGGGUGUGCCAAACCGACGUUCCUGGAAUGCAGAGAGUCUUUCCCCUUGCUCUGCUCCGGAGGGGAGACUUCACGGCUGCCUCAAGGGAACGUUUCUUCCUCACACUUGUAGGGGUGGAUGGGACUCUGUGCUGCAACUUUAACCUUUGGGUUCCCAAGUGGAUUGCUGGUGCUACAGUGCACAGUGACUCUAAGGCAAAAAGGAAUAGGGGCCAGGAGUUGGCCGAUUAAACAGAGGCAGAGUUCUGCAUUUAGCUGACAAAGACUGUGGCGCUGGGGAUCCUUCGGCAGCGGGCCACUUGACACUUUCACUUAUUUAUAAAGGAAUUAUCUCACUACUUUUAAAAGUUCUCUCUCCACCCUCCUUUUCUUGCUUUUUUAAAGGGAAUGCCAUUGGUGAAAAAUGUUAUGCCGCCUUGUAAAUAGAAGCACUGAACCUUGUUUCCCUGGGCUAAUUGGAGUAGGACGGGGUUUGAUGGGGUCAGGGGGGCAAAAUGAUCAAACACUCUGAGAAUGGUAUAAGAGGUGCAAGUUUGCUCUUGAGAGUUUCUUUUCUUUUAAUUUCUGUUUGUGCGAGGAGGGAGGAAUUAUUUCUUUUCUUGCCUUUUUCCCCUCUCAGACCUACAUUUUGCAGACAUUCCUUGUAGCAAGUGCAUGGCUUGGAUGAACCUCAAGGGCAGGGUCUUGAGUAGUGCUGCCUUGGGUGGGUAGGGAGUUCUGGCCACAUCUGGAAUUGGUCAGCGCCUGGUCAAGGGACUGCACUCGAGCCAUUCCUGCCUCCAGCAGCUUUGUGACGAAUGGCCUGGCAGUACCAAGUCACAAAAGAUCGCGGCUGGAAGGGAAGGAGAUCGCACCGCCAGAACAUGCUGCUCUUUUAUAGCUAGACAUAAUUCCUGGGUUAUCAGAGGUUUGAGGGUCCUUAAUUAACUUCUUUUGCGGCACGUUUUCUUGGCCAGGUAGAAGUACUUGCAUGCCAUGGCCCUCUUGCUUGGUAUUCAGCAGCUCACUCUGUAUUCCUCCUGGUCUUGCAGUAUUGCCAAGCAGCUUCUUUGAGCUGCGGAGCAAAUCAGGGAGCUCAGACAGCAAUCCAGGGUACGCUUACAUUUUCUAAUUUCUUAUGUACGUCUCUUCACUUUUCAGGAAUCAACAUAAGUCACCCAACACCGUAAAAGAAAAUCACUACAGGGGGAUGAGGUCUCUAUAGCAAAUGUAGGAAUUGGAUUCUGGUGUGUGUGGGGAGGGGGAAGACUUGGAAAGUGGAUUAGGUCAGGCCCCAAGCCCUCGAACCGAGACUAUUUACGGUCUGUCAGAGACCAGAAUUUUGCUAGGUACUGAGCUGAGCCACUUCCUUCAGUGCCCUUGUCAGUCCAUUUGGAUGUGUUAUUUCCUCAAAGCUUAGUUGCAACUUCUAUGAGCCAGGGGGUUCCCCGAAUUCAGAAAGCUCCUGGAAUUGCCCAUCCAGCUGUUUAUACACACUAGAGAGGUGAUUUAGUCUUAACUGAAAUUGCAGAUAGCAAGCCGGCAGGUAUCUGCACACCUGGAUGGCCUGGUCCCCGUUACCAUGCGUUAAUUCAAUACUUAACUUGAUAGCAAAUGAAGCAAAAGUGGAUGGAGGGCAGAUGACGAUCACCUACCUGCUUUAAUGAUGCAGCCUGGAAAUGGCAUUGAAUUAUUCACCCAUUUUCCCCCUCGGACCAGGUAAAUGGCUCUUCCCGGGUCACUCCCCACAACAGCAGCCACGUCUCUGGCAAGGGUUGCCCACCUGCCCUGUCGCAAUCUGAAAUGGGUGGUAUGAUGCUCGUCGCACAGCUGACUGCCCAUUUUGUUCAGGAACUUUUGACGGGAGCCUGGCUGGCACAGCCGCUCCUUAUUGAUUGCUCAGAGAUGGCUUGGCACACAGGAUAAGCCCAGGCCUGCUGCUGGCAUAAGCUCAAACAAGGCAGUGGGGACAGGUCAAGGGCAGGGGAAAGCCUUUAGCGGCAUCUCUUCAGGCUGUGAACAAAGCCGGAGCGAAAUCCGGGGCAGGAGCAUGGAAGCUUGGAGAUUUACUGGGCAUGUCUGCACAGCCAUGGCCACCUGUUGCCACUUGCUCAAAAUGGAGUAGGGGACAAUCACUGACUCAACGGCCUGGCAUUCUGGGGAUGUGCAGUGAACAGGUGAUCUAGAAGGCAGCCUGGUCAGCCAUCUUUCCACCCUUGGUUUUAAAAUAGCCACUUCCCAAAACAGCUAUAGAAUGUGCAUUGUUUUUUUUUUUCCUCUGAGGAAUACAGGGAGCCCCCCACCCACCCACCCACCCAUUUGACAGGCUGGAAAUCCUUCCUAUUGUUUCUCCAUCUGAUCAAGCUUGUACAUACUUCACAAGAGGUGGCCUGGAGGUUUUCUUAUUGGAGGGCAGAAGAUGCUGCAUGUUGAGAAACAGCUUUCAAUUACCUGCACUUGUUCUCUUUUCCUCCCUUCCCCUUAGUUGUACAUGUAAAGCCUCACCUAAAUAGCUGUCUUAAUUUUCUUGAUUUUUAAUCAUGGCAAAUUCUUUGGAACAAGAUUCUCUGGAAUGCCUGCCAAUCAAAGCUGAACUCGUAUCUUUAUUUUAUUAAUGUUCAACUCAAAAGAAUGUGAUCUGAUAUCAAACACUAGAAACUAGCUGCUGUCAAACACUUGUCCCAUUCCUCUGUUUUUAAUUCCUUUGUACAGUAAACGUUGUUAAACUGA